This is a messenger RNA of Brassica napus (rape), 1311 nucleotides long. RefSeq lists its product as uncharacterized. NCBI's taxonomy places the organism in Eukaryota, Viridiplantae, Streptophyta, Magnoliopsida, Brassicales, Brassicaceae. The record is from RefSeq and is a predicted model, not a curated record. The transcript has a single exon. Bases 1 to 1311 code for a protein of 436 amino acids.
AUGGACGAUAACCUAGCUGGGGUUAUGCAAGGAAUGUCGUUAGAGGAUGAUGUGCCAAUUGUCCUCCCGGAAGAUGAUGAUUUCAGUGCGGUAGAACGAAGUACUAGAAGCUUGUUAGGAAGGCUUCUAAAUCCACAAUGCCAAAACAUGGCACGUAUGUUACGUACGAUGCCAAAGAUAUGGAAAGUCUAUGAAAGAGUUCGUGGAAUAGCUCUGAUGAAAGAGAGCUUUCAAUUCAUCUUUGAUCUGGAAACAGAUUUACAGACAGUCCUCAAACAUGGUUUCUGGACUUUUGAUGAUUGGGGAAUGGUGAUGGAGAGAUGGGUUGAGCAACCCCCGAGAAACUUUUUACAAACAGCGAUGGUAUGGCUCAGGCUCCGCAACAUCCCGGGGAAUUAUCUAACCAUCAAAACCAUUGAUGCGGUUGCAGGAGGGAUAGGUUAUGUGAAGGACAUUGAAUGGGAUCCAGAGAAGCCGUUGCUCCAAGACUACAUUCGGGUACAAGUAGUGAUGGAUUUAAGCCUCCCGGUACGUGAUAAGAAAUGUCUCACCUUGCCAAAAGGAGGUGGUAGUGCUUUGAUUGAUGUGGAGUACGAAAGAAUCCGGAAAAAAUGCUAUCACUGUCUACGUUUAUCUCAUGAAAAGCAGGCGUGUCCUCUGCUGAAAGGUAAUCUGGCUGGGCGUUCAAAAGGGAAGGAAAAACAAAACAAUCCUAGUUCUCAAAGGUUGGCGCAGAGACAGCACAACACCAACCUAUCAACAGACAUAAUGCCCCUGUUCGCUCCAUCAAUACCGCCAGGCUUUGUGCCUCCCGCUGGUUUGAUAGCUCCUGAAGUCUUCGAACAAAUGCAGCUUUACAUGAACUGCAUUGAUCCUGAGGAGAGAAGAAUAAGAGAGUUUAGAAUGAAAAAAGCCUGGGAUGAGCUAUCUAAGGACUCUAUUGCUCAACGUGCAUGUCUGAGGAUGGAAAAUGCCCCAAUGAUCUCAGGUGCAACCAACAAAGAUAAGGGUCUGGUCUUUGACUACAGAAGAGUUACUGUUGAUACUCCCCCCGACGUAGGAGAAUCUUCUGAGUAUGCAGAGAUACAGAGGAGAAAAGCUGUUCUUCCUAAUACUAUAAUCGUUGCUACGGACCCGGUUCAAAGAUCUUCAUCAGAGACAAGGUUUGAUAGAGUUCAAAGCCGGGGAUAUGACCGUGUAGAGAACUGCGCCAAGCGACGACCCCGUAGUAACAAGAUGAAGGAGGCACGUUCGGAAUGCCUUCGAUUCCAGUUCUUGGCGGCUUUGAGAUUGGGUGUGGAGCGUCCAUGA